AUGGUAGUUUUUGUGGUCUUGUUGCUGGCAUUGAUUCCUCACAAGGUAUACCAGGCACAUGUUGUACAAUGCAAGAUCCAGUAUCUACACCAUCCUCUUCACACCUAUCACCAUUCAGGAGAUUUCAUCAUUGGUGGAAUUGCCUCUCAUGGUGGUUUUGUUUCCAGUUCAGCAACAUUCACUGAAGAACCCCCACCAGGACUGCAAGAAGAACUUGUCAUACUGCCUAAGUAUUAUCAGCACAUCCUGGCCUUGGCAUUUGCUGUAAGAGAAAUCAAUGAAAACUCACAGACCUUGCCCAAUGUCACCUUGGGUUUCCACAUCUAUGACAGCUAUUUCAGUGCAACGCGGACCUACCAUUCUACAAUGCUCCUUUUAUCUACACUGGAGAAGUUUGUUCCCAACUACAUAUGUGGUGUCCAGAAUGAUCUGACAGCAGUCAUUGGAGGACUAGACUCCCGAACUUCCCUUCACAUAGCAACUAUCUUGGAUAUCUACAAGAUUCCACAGCUUAUAUAUGGCCCUGCUCCGGUGAUGAAUGAUAAGACACCAGAACUUCCCUUCUACCAGAUGCCCCCCCAGGAAGCCCACCAGUAUUCAGGGAUUCUCUCUUUGCUUUUGCAUUUCAGAUGGACCUGGAUUGGGAUCAUUCUGUUGGAUACAGACAAUGGAGAAAAAUUUGUGCAAACUAUUUAUCCAAUGUUUACCAAAAGUGGUGUCUGUUUUGCCUUCCUAGAAAGAAUUCCCGAUUUUAGUUUUAUCACUGAAAUUGAUGAGAUGCUACAACAAGGUGCAAUAAUACAUGACAAACUGACAGACAGCAAAGCUAAUGUAGUGAUGGCCUAUGGAGAAUCUUAUUCCAUGAUAUUUUUAAGAUGGCUUCCAUAUCUGUCAGAGCAUGAGCAUGUGACUAAGAAAGAAAAAGGUAAAAUAUGGAUCAUGACAGCCCAGAUUGAGUUUGCUUCAUAUGUCACUCAAAGGAACUGGGACUCAGGAAUAUUCAAUGGUGCUAUAUCCUUUGGAAUUCAUUCAAAUGACCCUCCAGGAUUUCAUCAAUACCUUAACAGCAGAAAUCCUUCCAGAACAGAAAGUGAUGGUUUUAUGAGGGACUUCUGGCAACAGGCCUUUGAUUGUGUAUUCCCAAAUUCCAUUGUUGGCAAGAUGGAGUGGAAUAUUUGCACUGAGGAAGAGAAGCUGGAGAGUCUUUCUGGGGAUUUUUUUGAAAUGAGCAUGACAGGUCACAGCUACAGCAUCUAUAAUGCCGUGUAUGUGGUGGCCCAUGCUUUACAUGCCAUGUACUCAUCCAGAGUCAGUCCUAGAGGAAUGGUGCAUGGUGGAAGACUGACGUUUCAGAAUCAAUUGUUUUGGCAGCUCCACCACUUUCUUAGAAUUAUCUCAUUUAACAACACUGCAGGGGAUGAGGUCUCCUUCAACCAGAAUGGAGAGGUAGUAUCUAGAUUGGAUAUUAUCAACUGGAUUAUAUCCUCCAACCAAUCCUUUCAUAGAGUGAAAAUUGGAGAGCUGGAUCCCAAGGCUCCUCUAGACCAAGUGUUCACCAUUGAUGAAGAUGCCAUAACAUGGCAUAGCUACUUUAACCAGACUCGGCCUACCUCUGUCUGUACUGAGAGUUGUCAUCCUGGUUCUCACAAGAAAGUGAAGGAGGGGGAUCCAUUUUGCUGCUAUGAUUGCAUCCUAUGUCCAGAAGGGAAGAUUUCACAGCAGGAGGAUAUGAAUGACUGCAAUAAAUGCUCAGAUGAAGAUUAUCCAAACAAGAGCCAGGAUGUGUGUAUUCCCAAGGACAGAAACUUCUUGUCGUAUGAAGAACCUUUGGGCAUCAGUUUAGCCUUCUUUGCUCUUUCUUUUGCUUUUAUCACAGCUUUGGUAAUGGUAACAUUUAUGAAGCACCACAACACACCCAUCGUCAAAGCCAACAACCGAAAUCUCACCUACACUCUCCUAGUCUCCCUCCUGCUCUGCUUCCUUUGUGCUUUACUCUUCAUUGGCCAACCUGAGAAGGUGACAUGUCCGCUCCGACAAACUGCUUUUGCCAUCAUCUUCUCUGUGGCUGUUUCAUGUGUGCUGGCAAAAACUGCCACGGUUGUUCUGGCUUUCUUGGCCACCAAACCAGGAUCCAGGAUGAGGAAGUGGGUGGGGAAAGGACUGGCCAACUCCAUUGUUCUUUCUUGCUCCCUUGUUCAAGCAACCCUCUGUACUGUGUGGCUGGCAAUCUCUCCUCCAUUCCCAGAUCUAGACAUGCACUCAAUGACUGAACAAAUUAUAGUAGGAUGUAAUGAGGGCUCUGUGACUAUGUUUUAUUCUGUCCUUGGCUACAUGGGCUUCCUGGCAAUUGUGGGUUUUACUGUGGCUUUCCUCGCGAGGAAGUUACCUGACAGUUUCAAUGAAGCCAAGUUUAUCACUUUCAGCAUGUUGGUCUUUUGCAGUGUUUGGUUAUCUUUUGUCCCAACCUACUUGAGCACCAAAGGAAAAUAUAUGGUAGCUGUGGAGAUCUCUUCCAUCUUAGCUUCCAGUUCUGGGUUGUUGUGUUGCAUCUUUUCCCCAAAAUGUUAUGUUAUUGUGUUGAGACCUGAGUUGAACAACAGGGAGCAGCUAAUAAGAAGAAAAUAA
Rhineura floridana is the source of this 2625-nucleotide messenger RNA. RefSeq names its product vomeronasal type-2 receptor 26-like. Gene Ontology annotation, biological process: G protein-coupled receptor signaling pathway. The transcript has 6 exons. The record is from RefSeq and is a predicted model, not a curated record. NCBI's taxonomy places the organism in Eukaryota, Metazoa, Chordata, Lepidosauria, Squamata, Rhineuridae. Gene Ontology annotation, molecular function: G protein-coupled receptor activity. Gene Ontology annotation, cellular component: membrane. Bases 1 to 2625 code for a protein of 874 amino acids.